This is a messenger RNA of Eleginops maclovinus (Patagonian blennie), 7431 nucleotides long. RefSeq names its product solute carrier family 16 member 6b (gene slc16a6b). The transcript has 6 exons. Gene Ontology annotation, molecular function: monocarboxylic acid transmembrane transporter activity. The record is from RefSeq and is a predicted model, not a curated record. Gene Ontology annotation, biological process: monocarboxylic acid transport; transmembrane transport. Gene Ontology annotation, cellular component: plasma membrane. NCBI's taxonomy places the organism in Eukaryota, Metazoa, Chordata, Actinopteri, Perciformes, Eleginopidae. The coding region runs from base 245 to 1921 and encodes 558 amino acids.
CUUGAGCCGGUAACCGACUGCCAGUGCCAAAGACUCACCGGAGACUAAGAUGCGGCUGUAGUGCGAAUAUAGACCAAAGCAGUACCGGCUUUUCUAUUUGCCUUACAUUCUUACUUGCUUAAUAUUAAAGUUAUAGAUAGUAACGUGACAAUGAAAUGACGACAAGAUAGGAAACGCGGCCUUAUUUCACCAGAAGGCUGCUUUUUUAACUUCUAUUGUCACCUGUCGGUGACGUGCUGUAGCCAUGAGGGGGCCCUAUUUCCACCGCUGUUUGGCUGCAAAUGUUUACUCAGAGGUACCUGAUGGCGGCUGGGGCUGGGCUGUGGCCCUUGCCUUCUUCCUGGUGGAGGUCUGCACCUAUGGGGCCCUGAAGAGCCUGGGUGUCUUCCUCCAGGAUCUGAUGAAGGAGUUUGGAGAGAGCAACAGCCGGGUGUCAUGGGUCAUCUCCAUCUGUGUCUUUAUCUUCACCUUCAGUGCCCCCCUCGCCACGAUGAUGAGCAACCGCUUCGGCCACCGCUCAGUGGUGAUGGUGGGAGGCCUUCUCAUCAGCCUGGGCACCAUCAGCUCCGCCUUCACCAGGUCCAUCAACCAGAUGUAUAUCACCAUUGGAGUUAUCUCAGGCCUCGGCUACUGCUUCACCUUCCUCCCAACUGUCACCAUCCUCGCCCAGUACUUCUCCACACGGCGAGCCCUCGUCACGUCUGUAGCUUCCUCUGGAGAAUCUUUCGCUAUAUUCGCCUUUGCUCCAGCUCUGACUACACUGAAGGAACACAUUGGCUGGCGCUACUGUCUGGUUGUGCUGGGAACCUUUCAGGCUUGUGUGAUUGGCUGUGGGCUUCUCCUUCGUCCAAUCAUUAUUGAGCCAGAGCCUGUAGAGGAGCACCAUGAGUCGGACAAAGAGCAGCAGGCUGUUUAUGAGCUGGAGAACGAACAGACCAGGACCUCCAUCAGUUCAGGGGGGUCCCAGGGUUCAGAGGACUCAGGGGUCAUCUCCCUCUCUGCCUCCAGCUCAGAUCUGAGGAAUGCAGGAGCUGAGAGUCAGGCUCUGAUGGAGUUGGAGGUCAAUGAGUUCAAAGAUUCUUCAAUGUCCACACCAACCAUCCAAGUUAAAGAGAAGGAUGAGGGGGUGCUGGCAGAGCUGGAGACAGGUCCUCUACUGCGUCCCAGCCACAAACUGCUGGACUUCUCUGUGCUCAGAGACACUGCAUUCAUCUGGUACUCCCUCUUUGGCAUGUUCGCCACGCUGGGCUUCUUCGCCCCGCAGCUCUACGUCAUCGAACUGAGCAAGAGCCGGGGGGUGGAGCCCGGCAUGGCGUCCUACAUGCUCUCUGUGAUGGCUGUGGCCGAGAUCAUCGGCCGCCUGUCCAUCGGGGUGCUGCUGAGCAGAGUGCGCUGCAGGAAGACCCUGGUGCUGCUGGGCUGCGUGCUGCUGCUGAGCCUGGUGCUGGUGGCCUUCGCUGUGGUGUGGGAGUUCUGGGGUCUGGUGGUGUGCUGCGCCCUCUAUGGCUACUUCAUGGGCACUGUCGGCUCCACACACAUCCCCAUGCUGGCUGAGGAGGAAGUGGUUGGUAUCGAGAAGAUGGCGUCCUCUGUGGGGGUGUAUGUCUUCAUCCAGAGCUUCGCUGGGCUGGCAGGGCCGCCACUAGGAGGAGUUCUGGUGGACGUCACUCAGAACUACGGUGCUGCCUUCUUCUCCUGUGCAGUGGGCAUGGCUCUCAGUGCCGUCUGCCUGGCCAUGGUCGGCCCUGCCAAGUCCAUGUACCAAAGACAGAGUACCAACGUAGAGGAAGACAAGGGCAAUGAGGAAGAGGACAAAAUGUCACAGGACAGUGGCCAGCCGGACUUCUUGGACGUGGACUUGGCCCCUCAGGACAGUCCACUCAGACAGGCUGUGGAUCAGAACAACAUGUCUCUAAUGUGAACAGCAUGACCUCACCAUUGAGAGGCUGCAGAGUUAAAAGACAUGAAAACAUUCUGAAAAGCUUGAAGUUCCCUCUUCUCUGACACCAAAGGCAUAUCAUUCCCCCCCCCCCCCCCCCCCCACCUGUACACAACUGUCUGUCCCUGCUGCUGAAUCAGAGCCUUCACAAUCUUCUGCUUACAUUAGUUUAAAAACCUCUAUCUCAGGAAAGUGUCACAGGACGGAUGCUGUAGCAUUAUGAGCAAAAAUUAGACAAAUCAUGACACCCCCCCCCCUAACAGCACACACCAGGCUUUAAGAUGUGAUUCCACUCCAAAAGCAGCAGUAGAUGAUCCACCUGUACACAUGGAGAGCAGCUGCACUGUGUCCUCUCUGUGAGUCUUAUGCACAUUCACGUACUGGAUAUUUAAUGACUACCACCAUGGAUGGUAACUAAUCCAUUGUGCCGCAGAGAUCCUUCAGGGUGUAUGAGAAGCUUCAGCUCAGUCUCUGUACAGAGGCCUGUCUUCUGUCUUCUAAAACCUAAGCAACACUACAUCCUUAAGUCUGUACUGCUCUUUACAAGUAACAGCAAACCACAGAGAGCAAUCCUGACCCAACAGGGGUCCAAACCGGGUCCAGGGCCUGUUCCGGGCUAGAGCCUGAUUAAGCUCUGGUUCUUCCUGUUUCCACGACAGCGGGGCCGGCUCUAAGCACCGAAAACUGGUUCUUAGCUAACCCCACUCGGCUGCCCGGCAAGAACCAAGAACCAUUACGUCACGCUUACGCCCAGUGAUGGGCAAGUUACUUCCAACAUGUAAUACAGUACAUAUUACUUAUUACUGUCUUUUUAAAGUAAUAAGUUACAUUUAUUAUUACUGUCUCUGAACUGUAAUGCGUUACACUACUUUUGCGUUACUUUGAGUUACUUUCACCAAAAUAACCACUAAAGUUUGGCUUUAAAUGCUCAAAUGUAGUUUAUUGCAGCUCAAUAAUUAAAGCUAUCUAUCUGGCAGUACAUGCUGAACAUUAGGAAAAGAGCUAGAAAUUAAACUCCUGCUCCGUUUAAGUGGGCUGUAUAAUAUGUGAUACCGGUAACAUGACGUCUCUGUGUGUUAUUAAUAACAUGUUAGUGGAGCCUCUGCACGGCCCUGUGACCUGCUGUAUAUGAACGAGUCUCUAUUCAGCGUUAGCUCACCUGGUCAUUGGUGUGUUAGCGGGGAUUUGACUGACAAGCUUUCUAAAAGCCGGUGAUUCCACAGAGGACAGAGGCUGCAGAUCUUCAACACUCUGCCACGUGUCUCUGAACUUCUCUGGGUUCAAGAGGCAGACCCAGAGAAAGUUACCUUCUGUUGCUUUGGCCUGCAAACACUCCUGUCUUUCUCUGUUCUCUUCUCCGAGCCUGCAGCUCUGCACUGUGAUCCUGCAGCUCUGCAUUGUGAUCCUGCAGCUCUGCAUUGUGAGCCUGCAGCUCUGCAUUGUGAGCCUGCAGCUCUGCAUUGUGAAUCUCUUUCUGCAGCCCUCUUAACCAAUAGCAAACAGGCUUACUGAGCUACUAUUCUACCUGCGCAAUUGUUCCUCUGGUGUCGGAAUGUCUUGCGAUGUUUGUGAUUUCUUAAAAACAAAACACCACAUCAUUUCGGGUUAAAAUGUGUUGUAACGUUACUGAGAUUUGUAACGGGUAUUAUAUUACCCACAUUUCAGAAGUAAUGCGUUAUAUUACUGCGUUACAGUAAAAAGUAAUACAUUACUGGAACUUUUACUUUUGUAACGCGUUACACCCAACUCUGUUUGCCAGGGCGAGAUUAACCUGGGCAAUAACAGUUCAUGGCGAGUACGGCAAAUACCAUUUUUAACGAGCAGAAGCGCUGAGCAAAGUGACUAGAAUGCGACCACACAAAUUAUGAGGCAACCAGGCUUAGUUUGAUGCUGUUUAUGGCAUACGUUGUCAUGUCUUUCUGAUUAUAGCAGCCAUUGGAUGGAAUCAAAACAUUGGCUACACAGGUUGCCAUGUCAAAAGUAAAAACAUAAUGAACAAUACGGCGGUAGAAUAUGCCAGUAGAAAUCGGUUUAUACCACCAUAGCAAGCCAAGACAGUCAGAUUAGCAUCGGUGCCUCUGCUAACGUCGCCCAUCUAAUACCAGACAAACUUUCAACAGCGUUGUGAUGCCAAACAGCGUCAAUGCACACGGGGGGAGGGGGUAUGCAUCAGCUGCUUGUGUGCUAACGGCAGACUAAACGCCGGUGGACGAGGAGCUUUGCAGUUCACAUUCGUAAACAAUGAACCACGACUCUCUGGAGAAAAAGGAUAACGUUUAAAUACUGCAAAACUAAUACUUACAGGGAAAUGACACAAUGUUACAAUGUGACAUACUUCAUAUUGUCCAUGCAGUUCAUACAGGUAAUAAUCCUCUCAGCUGGGGCUCCUGAAGCCAGGGUCUGCAUGUUUUACUUAAACCAGUCCAUGUUAGGUAUAUGUUUCUAACAGUGUGUGGCUCGCAGAGGUGUUUCAUCUCCAGUGGUUCUUCAAAAUGCAGACCUUAGAGCAGGGGUGCCCAACCAGUCGACCGUGGGCUGAGUUCAAGUCGAUCUCGAGAAAAUGUUGUGUAGGUUAUCCUCCUACUGUUGUGUUAAAUAGGCCUACAUUAAAACUUCCAACUUAAAACAUCUUAAAUAGGCACAAUGAACUGCUGAUCACGUGAAGGAGUGUGUAGAUUUGUACAGCUAUAGUAAGGUAGAUCAGGCAUAAUCAAAGAAAAAAUCUCGCGCGCUUCUUUCUAUCUGCGCGUGCAGGGUAUGGUUGCUAGGUUCUAACUAAGGACUCGGAAGGGCGCGAGAAGCUUGACUAGAGCGAGUGAAACUAAAACAUCUAAAACUUAUCAUUUUCAUUCAGAGUGGGAGGAUGAUUAUUUUUUCGUGUAUUCGAAUGCCAAGUCCAUCUUAUCUGCAAUGCAAAUGUGGCUUUACCAAAGAAAGGGAAUUUGGAGCGGCAUUUGAAGACGGUCCACAAGAGCUACGAUACAAACUUCCCAGAUAAAUCACGACUGCGCGCCCGAAAGUCAAGGAAUUGAAAAGUCAGCUAGCAGCACAACAGUCCAUUUUUACCAGGCCCAAUACCACGAGUAAGGCUGCAACCAUAGCUUCUUAUCGUGUCUGUCGUGUUCUUGCAAAAGGAGAGAAAUCUUUCAUGGAUGUUGAGACUGUGAAAGAAGUGUUCAUGGAAGCCGCAGAUACGCUUUUUGCCGAUUUUAAAAAUCGAAAGGAGAUUGUGUCUGCUAUUCAGGAUGUGCAGAUAUCAAGAAAUGUUGUUACACGGCGAUGCGAGGGAAUGGCGGAGGAUGUUGAACAGCAAUUGAGGAAUGAUAUUGACACAUGUGAGUGUUUUUCUCUGCAAUUUGAUGAAUCCACUGAUGCUGUGGAUGUGGCUCAGCUUUGUGUGUUCAUUAGAACAAUAUGAGUGUAAAAGAAGAGCUGCUGACCAUUUUGCCUUUGAAAGGGCACACAAGAGGCACAGAUAUUUUUCAGGUUUUUAUGGAAUUUGUUAGUAAGAGCAAGUUGCCCCUCUUCAAACUCAUCUCCAUUACAACCGAUGGGGCUCCAGCAAUGAUUGGACGUACUGCUGGGUUCAUUGGAUUGUGCAAACAGUCUGAAUCGUUCCCAGUUUUCCUGAAUUACCAUUGCAUAAUUCACUAGCAAGGGUUGUGCGGGAAGAUUGUAAAUAUGAAAGACGUGAUGGAUGUGGCGAACAAGAUUGCCUGUUCUGUUCGGGCCAGGAGUCUGCAGAUGCGAUUAUUCCGUGCGCAACUGGAGGAGACCGGUGCAGAACACACAGAUCUGCUGCUGCACACAGACGUAAGGUGGCUCAGCAGAGGUACAUUUCUGGAACGGUUUUCUGAAUUGUUGCCCGAAAUUAAAGACUUUCUAAAACGUUCAAACCAUGCUGAAUAUGCACAGCUAGAAGACAGUCAGUGGCUCUUGGAUUUAGCCUUUCUUACUGAUCUGACUGACAAGCUCAAUAACUUGAAUCUAGAGCUGCAGGGUAAGAACAAACACAUCAUCAACAUGAUCAGCUCCGUGAACACCUUUAAAAGCAAGUUGCUGCUAUCAAGCAGGUUGCAACAGUGUGAUCUGCGGAACUUUCCACACAUGGACACAGAACUUAAGCGUCAGGGCAAAGACUGUGCGGAGCUUGAGAGUGCACGUUAUGAUGAUCAAGUGCUAAGCAUCUUGUCAGAAUUUGACAGGCGCUUUACUGACUUUGCAUCCAUUGAGCCUGUUGUCAGUUUUCUCAGUUUUCCAUUUGGGCAAAAUAUAGCUGUGGAUUGAAUAACGUCCAAAGUGGCAUCACUCUUCAACCUGGAUAGCGGUGCUAUUGAGAAUGAGAUCCUCACACUAAAUAAUGACAUUGAGCUCAAAUCAAGAGCUACACCUGACACAAAUGUCCAAUUCUGGAAUCUAAUGCAGAAAGAGAAGAACCCCAACCUCAGACAAACUGCAAAGAAUUUGACUGCACUUUUUGGAUCAACAUAUUUGUGUGAGUCUGCCUUUUCACAUAAUAAAUCAUUAAGUCAAAAUACAGAUCCACCAUGACUGAUGACCACCUUGCGGCCUGCUUACGGCUGGCACUCUGCUCCUACUGUCCGGACUAUGAGAGACUAGCUUCCUCCUCUCAGUGCCAGAAGUCCCACUAAGGUAGAGAACCACUUUUCCAACUUAAAUUAGGCAUUGUAUUUAAUGGGUUGUAUGUUGUUGUGUUUUUACGGGCCAGUCCUAGGCCUACUUGUGCUUAUUCUUUGCACGACGUACAUUUACUUCAAUAAAUGUAUUAUUAUUGUUAAAACUUGAUCUUUGUGUCAGAACAUUGUGUUAUUAUAUAGGUGCACAAUUAAUUGUGGCUACGCUACGGCUUUCGAUAUGGCUUGGUAGAUCUCGACACACUAUCAACUUUCAAAGUAGAUCUUGGUUCAAAAAAGGUUGGGCACCCCUGCCUUAGAGUUUGUGCUACAGACAAUCCUCCCGUCCGUCCCCAGAUAUGAUCGAUAGAUUAACUCCAGAACUCUGUCAAGUCUGAUAAGAUAACAAGAAGUCCAGUGUUUGAGGAGCCGGGCCCCUCGCUGGGUGAUGUCUCCCUCCCUAGGGGCUCCUGACACUGUGGGGCAAGACCCCACACAGAGGCCUCUGAGCUGAGUGCAAUAAAAACUCCAUUUAAAACUGUUUACAAUCAGCUACUAACCUUCAAAUGUAGAACGACGACAAACACUGACAGCCAUCAAGGACGGUUUAUGGAAUGCAUUGUUAUUUCCAGUGUCUCCGUACCAAAGCCACAUUACUUCCUGCCUGAGUGAGCAGUCUGUGCAGAGGACUUUCCUUGAUAUGUUUUACUUUAAUUUAAACACCUUAUAAUGAUAUUAUGAUGAUCAUUUUCUAUAGAAGUGUUUGUAUUGAAUUGAAUGCAACUCCUGCCUGUUCAGUGCUGUGCUGAUUCCAUUAUGUAUUUUUUAAUAAAAUACUGCUUCAGUGGGGGAUUUUGA